Messenger RNA from Pelobates fuscus (common spadefoot toad), 3013 nucleotides. RefSeq names its product SPARC related modular calcium binding 1 (gene SMOC1). The coding region runs from base 146 to 1549 and encodes 467 amino acids. Gene Ontology annotation, molecular function: heparin binding; extracellular matrix binding; calcium ion binding. Lineage: Eukaryota; Metazoa; Chordata; Amphibia; Anura; Pelobatidae. Gene Ontology annotation, biological process: extracellular matrix organization. The record is from RefSeq and is a predicted model, not a curated record. The transcript has 13 exons. Gene Ontology annotation, cellular component: basement membrane.
GGCAGUGAGCUGCAGAAGACUCAACACUGAAUGAAACCCAUCUUGCAUUAAUUUGCUCAACUGUAAGGGCUAUCUUUUCUCUCUCUCUCUCUCUCUCUCUCUCUCUCUCUCUCUUUUUUUUUGCACCUGUAUCUCAAGAGGAGCAAUGAUUCCAAGACAUUUCUACAUUUUUACAACAUCGCAGUUUCUACUUGUGCUUCUGCAUAUGCCGCAAUAUUUGAAUCAAAGAUCCAAUGGACCCAGGUUUUUAAUAAGUGAGCGGGACAGGGACGCCCAGUGUAAUCCUCACUGCUCCAGGACGCAGGCCAAACCAGUGUGUGCUUCAGAUGGCCGUACCUAUGAAUCCAUGUGUGACUACCAGAGAGCCAAGUGCAAGGAUGCUGCCCUGAGCGUGGCUCAUCGAGGAAGGUGCAAAGAUGCUGGCCAGAGCAAGUGUCGUAUGGAAAGGACUCAAGCUCUUGAACAAGCUAAAAAGCCACAGGAAGCCGUGUUUAUUCCAGAGUGCAAUGAGGACGGAUCAUUUACUCAAGUGCAAUGCCAUACGUAUACAGGAUACUGCUGGUGUGUUACUUCUGAUGGUAAACCGGUCAGCGGAUCUUCCGUGCAGAACAAGACUCCUGUGUGUUCAGGUUCAGUAACGGAUAAACCCUCCAGCCAAGGUAACUCAGGCAGGAAAGUUUCUUUUCGUUUCUUUCUCACUCUCAAUUCAGAUGAUGGAUCAAAGCCGACACCUACCAUGGAGACACGGCCAGUUUUCGAAGGAGACGACAUCACGGCCCCUACACUUUGGAUCAAGCACCUAGUUAUCAAAGAAGCCAAAAUAAAUAGUUCCAGCAUGAGGCAGUCAGAAAAAGUCAAUUCGUGUGAGCAAGAAAGGCAGAGUGCUCUGGAGGAGGCAAAGCAGAACCCACGAGAGGGGAUUGUCAUACCAGAAUGUUCUCCUGAAGGACUUUACAAGCCCGUGCAGUGCCACCAGUCCACUGGAUACUGUUGGUGCGUUCUAGUAGACACUGGACGUCCGUUGCCUGGAACAUCUACACGCUAUGAAACGCCAGCUUGUGAAAGUGACGCCAGGUGGAAAAACACAGAUGCAGAAGAUCCGUUUAAAGACAGAGAAUUAGCAGGGUGUCCAGAAGGGAAGAAGCUGGAAUUUAUUACAAGUUUGCUGGAUGCCCUUACCACCGACAUGGUCCAAGCUAUUAACUCCGGAGCACCUGCAGCAGGUGGAAGGUUCUCUGAGCCUGAUCCCAACCACACACUGGAAGAACGCGUAGUUCUUUGGUACUUUAGUCAGCUAGACAGCAAUGGCAACGAGGACAUCAAUAAGAAAGAGAUGAAGCCUUUCAAGAGAUAUGUGAAGAAGAAAGCCAAGCCCAAGAAAUGUGGACGGCGUUUCACUGAGUAUUGUGACCUAAACAAAGAUAAGUCCAUUUCGCUUCCGGAACUAAAGGGAUGCUUAGGUGUUCGCAAAGAGCCAGGUACAAGUGGUGGCAGUUUCCCUCCUGGAAAAAGGCCUAGCUCCAACCCAUUCAUAGGUCGUCUCAUGUAGAUACCCACGUUAUCAAAAAGAGGUGUGAAGAUAGAGAGGAGAGCAUCAUCAAGCCUGUACCAAUCACAAAGGCAGUCGAUGAGGCUCACAACAUUUGCACUUUUGAGUGGACUAAAUUUAUCAUGUUUUUGUUUGUUUUUUGUAAAUCUAUUACUCAGCAUGGAAAGGAAGAGAAAAUGUCGCUUUUUUUUUUCUUCAGAUGUUUUUAUGAGAAAAAGAAAAAAAAAACUCUGCUACUGACAAGUUAGGAAUUGAACUAAAUGUGAUUUUGGAAAGAAAGGAUAAAAGGUAUUUUCUGUAUAUAAAUGUAUAUGUUAAUUGUACAGUCCCUUUGUACAGGUCGUAACACUUUGUCUUUUAUAAGAUUGUAGCGAACACCCUGUCUCUGAAAGUUCAUCUUAUGUAAUAACAUUAAUUUGUACCUGUUCUUCUGUUAUGUAAAUUAAAACAAAAAAAUAAUUAAAGGUAAUUGAAUGAAUGAAGGUUAUAAAAAUAUAGUCUACCACUAAGGCAACAAUUAAUUCAGCUAAACAUAUAAAAGGGUAGGCUUACCUGAGCUGGGCAAAAAGUGGUAUCAUCAUAUUUGCGGUGGUUCUUUGGUUCUGUAAGAGGCAGAGUCAUAUCAGUGUGAAAGUAACUAUUUUCAUCUAACCAUCGCUGGAUUGCCCAAUAAGAAAGCAAGUUAUGGAAUGGGUAAUAAGGUACCAGCUGUUUUAGGAAACUUUAAAGAUCUCCUCUUCACUGACUAUCCAGAAUUACUGCUGUGAUUUUCCUGCUCAGAUCUAGACCUUUGUACUGUUUAUGUUCAUGGGAUGUCAUACUUUGACCGCAGCCAUCUUUAAACUGGUACCCUGUAUCGGGCUCAUGUAAUUUUUAAUCAGGCUCUGCAAUUAAGCUAUAGUAACAUUAGCUGGUAGUACUGUGGUGGCCGGCAACUUGGAAUUUUUAAACUUCAAAUGUAUUGCUUAUAAAACAAAACAAGUGAUAAAAGCAGCCAAUGAGAAGCUGAUAUGUUGUCAGUUAAGUUGAUUAGCUACCAGCACAGCAAUGUGUAGGCAAAGGAAUCUGCAAAAAUGCCAUGCUAGCAGACAUCUGUUGCAGAAUUUGUAUUAAAAAAAAACAACUUUCAGAACAGAUUUAAGAUCUGAUCAACACAACAUAUGGAAUUCUCUACGAGUGAAUAAAGGAAGUGUUACUUUACAUUUUCAUCUAUCUAUUUGAGACACAGGUCUCCUAAUUUAACUCAUAUGGUCAAAGUGGAUUAGCUUUUGUUAGGUGUGAUACCAUGUAAGUAACAAACAUGUCAAUCUUAACAUCUGGAGCUACAAUAUUUUAGACCACAUCGUUUUAUCCAUACUGUUGAGCCCUCUGUUGUUUUAAAAUAUUUUUUAUGCAUUCUUGUAUGUCAUGACUCACCACACUGGUCAUCGGAUAGAAAUAUAAAGGCAAAUGGUAACUUUUAUU